AAAACCACAACUUUACUUCAAAUUCACACUUUCUUCUUGGAUCUUUAAACCCACACACACACACACACCCCGUGAUCUUCAUCUUCCCCCAUUUUCUCACACACAUGAACAACACCCUUCUCCAAAAUCUUGAAAAAUCUCAACAAUGUCAGUAACCCUUCAACCAUCUCUCAUUACAAUCAAUUAUUAUCGACCAAUAACCAAAAAAACAUCAUCUUUCACAUCACCCAGAUCAUCUUUACCGCCAGAUCAUUCAUCUUUUACCCCCCUUCGAAAGAAUGCCACUAAUAAUGGCGCCAAAUCCUCAAUACAAGCUUCAAGAACCACAAUUUCAUCUGUAACAGUCGAAAAAGAUGUAUCCGAAGGUACUGUAUUCGUGAUUAGAACUCAAGACAAAAUGGGUAUUAUCCUUGAUGUGAUCACUAGGGUUUUAAAAGGGUUUAAAGUUGAAAACUUUAAUGUACAAUUUGAGGAAAAAGAAGAUUGUUUUGUUGUGAAGUUUGUUGUAACUGAUUUGGGUGGGAAAAAGAUUGAGGAUGAAGAGAGUUUGAUUAAGAUUGAGAGUGCAUUAAAGGAGGUUGUUAAUGAAGGUGUUGUGUUGAGGAAAGUUGGGUUUGUGGGUAAAAGUAAAACGGGUCCGGGUCGGAUGUUUGAAUUGAUGGAUGGGUUUUUGAAGAAUGAUCCGGGUAGUCUGCAGAAGGAUAUUCUUCAUCAUGUUGAGUAUACAGUUGCAAGAUCAAGAUUCAGUUUUGAUGAUUUUGAAGCUUAUCAGGCAUUGGCACAUAGUGUGAGGGACCGGUUGAUUGAACGUUGGCAUGACACUCAACAGCAUUUUAAAAAGAAGGAUCCGAAACGUUUAUACUUUCUCUCGCUUGAAUUUUUAAUGGGUCGUUCGUUGUCAAAUAGUGUUAUAAAUUUAGGCAUACGGGAUCAAUGCGCUGAAGCAUUAAGUCAACUUGGAUUUGAGUAUGAAGUUUUGGCAGAGCAGGAAGGAGAUGCAGCGCUCGGGAAUGGUGGUUUAGCCCGUCUUUCUGCUUGCCAAAUGGAUUCUUUAGCGACAUUAGAUUAUCCGGCAUGGGGAUACGGAUUACGAUACCAGUAUGGGCUAUUUAGGCAGAUAAUAUUGGAUGGUUUCCAGUAUGAACAACCCGAUUAUUGGUUGAACUUCGGAAAUCCUUGGGAAAUAGAGCGGGUCCAUGUAUCAUAUCCUGUGAAGUUUUAUGGAAGUGUGACAGAGGAAGUUGUGAAUGGAAAGAAAUGUAAUGUUUGGACUCCUGGAGAAACAGUUGAAGCGGUUGCUUAUGACAAUCCUAUACCUGGUUAUGGAACAAGAAACACAAUUAAUCUACGUUUAUGGGCUGCUAAACCGAGCGAUGGAUAUGACAUAGAGUCAUACAAUACCGGAGAUUAUAUUAACGCUAUUGUAAACAGACAAAAAGCAGAAAUAAUAAGCAAUGUCUUAUACCCUGAUGACCGUUCUUAUCAGGGAAAGGAAUUACGGCUUAAACAGCAAUAUUUCUUUGUCUCGGCGUCAUUGCAAGAUAUUAUUCGGAGGUUCAAAGAUGUGCAUGGAAACUUUGAUGACUUCCCAGAUAAGGUUGCUUUGCAAUUAAACGAUACCCAUCCAUCAAUUUCAAUAGCCGAACUCAUGCGAGUGCUUCUCGAUGAAGAACAUUUGGGUUGGAAAAAAUCAUGGAAUAUCGUAAAACAAGUUUUUUCUUUUACUACACAUACAGUGCUACCCCAAGCGUUGGAAAAAGUUCCGGUAGACCUAUUUCAGAAUGUUUUACCCCGUCAUUUACAAAUUAUAUAUGACAUAAACUUUGCGUUUAUGGAGGAGUUGAAAAAGAAGAUAGGACAAGAUUAUUCCCGUUUGUCUCGAAUGUCGAUUGUUGAGGAAGGUGCUGUAAAGAAUAUUCGAGUGGCGAACCUUUCCAUUGUUUGUUCUCACACAGUUAACGGAGUCUCUAGAGCUCAUUACGAAUUGCUAAAAACACGAGUAUUCAAGGAUUUUUACGAGCUAUGGCCCGAAAAAUUUCAAUACAAAACAAAUGGAGUAACUCAGCGUCGUUGGAUUGUAGUAAGCAAUCCCUCUCUAUGCGCUCUAAUCUCAAAAUGGCUCGGAACAGAAUCUUGGAUCCGCGAUAUUGACCUCUUAGCCCAUCUCAGAGAAUACGCAUCAAAUUCUGACCUACAACAAGAAUGGAUGACGGUGAAGAAGAUCAAUAAAAUGAGGCUUGCUGAAUACAUUGAAACGAUGAGUGGAGUGAAGGUUAGCUUGGAUGCAAUGUUCGAUGUGCAGGUAAAAAGAAUUCACGAAUAUAAAAGACAACUGUUGAAUAUACUAGGCGUAAUUCAUCGAUAUGAUUGCAUAAAGAAUAUGGGGAAAGAUGAGAGGAAAAAGGUUGUUCCGCGCGUGUGCAUAAUCGGUGGUAAAGCUCCUCCCGGUUAUGAAAUUGCAAAAAAGAUCAUCAAGCUUUGUCACGCUGUUGCGGAAACAAUUAAUAAUGAUGAUGAUGUCGGUGACCUUCUUAAACUGGUUUUCAUUCCCGAUUACAACGUUUCCGUUGCCGAAUUAGUUAUUCCCGGAAGUGACCUUUCACAACACAUUAGCACUGCAGGACACGAGGCAUCGGGGACUGGAAGCAUGAAGUUUCUUAUGAAUGGAUGUUUGUUGCUUGCGACGGCUGAUGGAUCUACAAAUGAAAUUAUUGAAGAAAUAGGUUUAGAAAACAUGUUCAUAUUUGGGGCAAAGAUCAAUGAAGUUCCGGCAUUGCGUGAAAAAGAUUCCACCAUUAAAGCACCCCUUCAGUUUGUUCGUGUAGUAAGGAUGGUGAGGGAUGGAUAUUUUGGUUUCAAAGACUACUUCAAGUCGUUGUGCGAUAGUGUUGAAAACGGCAAAGAUUUCUAUCUCUUGGGGUCUGAUUUUGCUAGCUAUCUAGAAGCCCAGGCUGCUGCAGAUAGAGCAUAUGUCGAUAAGACGAAAUGGAGCGAAAUGAGCAUACUUUGUACUGCUGCCUCUGCAAAAUUUAGCAGUGAUCGAACAAUUGAAGAUUAUGCGGAGGAAACAUGGGGAGUCCAGCCCUGUAAAUGUCCCUUUUAACUGUUUUCUUCUGUGCUCUAAUUGCAAUUCAAAUGUUUAAUAAACUAGUUUUGAUUUAUGUAUAAUUGGUAAUAUAGAGAUUCUCAUUUCAACUGUGUAA
Messenger RNA from Helianthus annuus (common sunflower), 3203 nucleotides. Its product is annotated as glycogen phosphorylase 1. Gene Ontology annotation, cellular component: cytoplasm. The record is from RefSeq and is a predicted model, not a curated record. Lineage: Eukaryota; Viridiplantae; Streptophyta; Magnoliopsida; Asterales; Asteraceae. Gene Ontology annotation, biological process: glycogen catabolic process. Bases 146 to 3103 code for a protein of 985 amino acids. Gene Ontology annotation, molecular function: glycogen phosphorylase activity; pyridoxal phosphate binding. The transcript has 22 exons.